AUGCAGACCGCACCAGGGCAGGUGGUGAAGGUUGACACCUCAGUGCUGAAGUACGGGAACCCGGGACCCAUCGCGGACAUACUAGUGCGGCGGGCGUACGUCGCGGGCUACGACCGUCGGCUACGGCAUCCAGCAUGGACAGCAGAGCACUUGACCCUCGCGUCACUCGGGAAGUCGAAGCUUGAGCCGCGAGAGGUGGGCGAGGCGGGCGACCGCUCCAACUCUCAGUUUUCCGAAGACCAGUCUAUUCCUGCUAUGUUCCGGGCGAAGCUGCAGGACUACUUCCGCAGCGGCUACGACCGUGGACACAUGGUCCCAGCUGCAGACGCUAAGAUCUCACAGGAAGCUAUGAACGAGACGUUCCUGUUGACUAACAUUGCACCACAAGUCGGCGCGGGCUUCAACCGACACUACUGGGCGUACCUUGAGGACUGGUGCAGACGACUCACCUCGAGCUUCUCUGACGUCUACGUGUUUACCAUCCCGCUGUACCUGCCGAAGCUCGAGGCGGACGGCAAAUGGCGCGUGUCGCACGAGGUCAUCGGCUCGCCCCCGAACAUCUCCGUCCCGACGCACUUUGCGAAAGUCGUGCUCGCGGCCAAGCCGUCGUCGCCCUCCACUCCGGACGUCGCCGAGAUCUCGGCGGGCGCGUUCGUCCUGCCAAACGCUGUCAUCCCGGACGAGGCGAAGUUGGAAAGCUUCCUGGUUCCCAUCGACGCCGUCGAACGCGCCGCUGGCCUGACGCUCUUCUCGGACGCGAUCAAGGCCCAGUCCAAACAUAUUUGCAAAACGGCGAAAUGCGAGGUCAUUGUACGUAGAUUCGACGACGCCGUCAAGGGAAACAACCGCAAGGCCAUCUCCGGACCGAAGUAG
Trametes versicolor FP-101664 SS1 is the source of this 873-nucleotide messenger RNA. RefSeq names its product ribonuclease. Gene Ontology annotation, cellular component: mitochondrial inner membrane; nucleus. Lineage: Eukaryota; Fungi; Basidiomycota; Agaricomycetes; Polyporales; Polyporaceae. Gene Ontology annotation, molecular function: metal ion binding; nucleic acid binding; single-stranded DNA endonuclease activity. The transcript is spliced from 8 exons. Gene Ontology annotation, biological process: apoptotic DNA fragmentation. The record is from RefSeq and is a predicted model, not a curated record. The coding region runs from base 1 to 873 and encodes 290 amino acids.